AUGAGUCGCUCAUUGAAAGCUUUCAACAAACACCUCACUCUCCUCCCUCUCCCUCUCCACAUGCGCUAUGCUUCUUCCCAUGCCUUCAUAACAUCCUCUUCUUUCCCUCUUUUCCCACAUCUUGUUUCCUACCCCAGGUUCUCUUUCUCUCAGCGUCGUCCGCUCUCUUCAUCUGCACCUGCUACAUUAAUGGAGGUGGUCAAAGCAAUUGCAAAGCAAGAACCUACAGCUCAUGAAAAUGUUGCUAUCAGAGCUGAUCAGAAGAGUUAUAGUUACAAGCAACUCAUCUCAUCAGCACAGAGAAUAUCUAGUCUCUUGUGUGCCAGUGAUGCACAAACAGGAAAUCUUGGUGGUGCUCGAAUAGGAAUUGUAGCCAAACCCUCUGCUGAAUUUGUUGCUGGAAUGCUUGGGAUUUGGCUCAGUGGAGGUGUUGCUGUUCCCCUUGCAAUCAGCUAUCCAGAAGUAGAGCUCUUGUAUGUGAUUAAUAAUUCGGAUAUAUCUGCUAUACUGAGUACUGAAGAGCAUAGUGAAUUAAUGCAAAGGGUAGCCGCUAAAAGCUCUUCUCAAUUUUUUCAUCUUCCACCUGUUGUCAAUAAGUCUUCAGAGAAAAGCAGAGAUGAACAUCUUCAGAAUGGGGAAAGUCAUACAGACAGAAUUUUGUGGGAUGAUAUUGGAAGAUCAAGUGAAGAUCCAGCACUGAUUUUGUACACUAGUGGGACUACAGGUAAACCUAAGGGAGUUGUUCAUACACACCGAAGCAUCUUUUCCCAGGUCCAAACCUUGACAAAAGCAUGGGAGUACACAUCUACUGACAAGUUUCUGCAUUGUCUUCCACUACAUCAUAUCCUUGAAAGUUUGUGUGUAUACAUCUUUCAAUAUUUUUCUAAUUAUUUAAAACAUACACAUCUCUAG
Molecule: messenger RNA, 912 nt
Organism: Sphenostylis stenocarpa
Lineage: Eukaryota; Viridiplantae; Streptophyta; Magnoliopsida; Fabales; Fabaceae
Source: the annotation of a GenBank genome assembly